Molecule: messenger RNA, 2149 nt
Organism: Glycine soja
Lineage: Eukaryota; Viridiplantae; Streptophyta; Magnoliopsida; Fabales; Fabaceae
Product: ammonium transporter 1 member 2-like
Exons: 1
Coding region: 301-1818 (505 amino acids)
Biological process (GO): ammonium transmembrane transport; ammonium homeostasis
Cellular component (GO): membrane
Molecular function (GO): ammonium channel activity
Source: RefSeq, a predicted model, not a curated record
UGAGUGAGCCAGAAAAAAAGGAGAGGAAAGAUAUCUAAAUACGUAGGGUUGAGGAGGAGCCAACGAAUCCGGAACUCAAUCUGUAGGAUUCCAACACAAUAUUUGACGAGGAUUUAUUCGCGCAUGUGAUUUAUAAUUGAAAGAUUCCCUCUGCAGCUCUCAAAACCACUAACCCUAAUAGCUGAACUCCAAAGAGAUAAAAUAACAGCAAGUGGCCCUCAUCAAUCCUAAGUAUAUAUAUAAAAUCAUUGCCGCCAUCACUUCUUCUCCAUACUCUUGUCUCACUCUAACAGCCAAAGCAUGGCUUCUCUCUCUUGCUCCGCCAACGACCUUGCCCCACUCUUCAACGACACCGCCGCCGCCAACUACCUCUGCGCCCAAUUCGAUUCCAUUUCUAGAAAGCUCGCCGAAACAACCUACGCCGUCGACAACACCUACCUUCUGUUUUCAGCGUAUCUUGUCUUCGCCAUGCAGCUCGGCUUCGCCAUGCUCUGCGCCGGCUCCGUCAGAGCCAAAAACACCAUGAACAUCAUGCUCACCAACGUCCUCGACGCCGCCGCCGGCGGUCUCUCCUACUACCUAUUCGGCUUUGCAUUCGCCUUCGGCGGCCCCUCCAACGGCUUCAUCGGCCGCCACUUCUUCGGCCUACGAGAUUACCCGAUGGGCUCCUCUCCCUCCGGCGACUACAGCUUCUUCCUCUACCAGUGGGCCUUCGCCAUCGCCGCCGCAGGAAUCACCAGCGGCUCCAUCGCCGAGAGAACACAGUUCGUGGCUUACCUUAUCUACUCUUCUUUCUUAACCGGUUUCGUUUACCCCAUCGUUUCGCAUUGGUUCUGGUCCUCGGACGGUUGGGCCAGCGCGAGUCGUAGCGACGGAAAUAUUUUAUUCGGGUCUGGAGUCAUCGACUUCGCGGGCUCAGGCGUUGUUCACAUGGUUGGCGGGAUAGCGGGCCUGUGGGGGGCUUUAAUUGAAGGCCCGAGAAUCGGCCGGUUCGACCGUUCGGGCCGGUCGGUUGCUUUACGUGGCCACAGCGCGUCUUUAGUUGUGCUUGGUACGUUUUUGUUAUGGUUCGGCUGGUACGGCUUCAACCCUGGUUCGUUUCUGACAAUAGCCAAGGGGUAUGGAAGUGGAGGGUAUUAUGGUCAAUGGAGCGCUAUAGGGAGGACAGCUGUCACGACGACAUUGGCUGGGAGCACUGCGGCUCUGACGACGUUGUUCAGCAAGCGGUUAUUGGCUGGCCACUGGAACGUGAUUGACGUGUGUAACGGCCUGCUUGGCGGGUUCGCUGCCAUUACAUCGGGCUGUGCCGUUGUGGAACCGUGGGCCGCGAUUGUGUGUGGGUUUGUGGCGGCGUGGGUUUUGAUUGGGCUUAAUAAGCUUGCCGCGAAGGUAGAGUACGAUGAUCCGUUGGAGGCGGCGCAGCUUCACGGCGGGUGCGGCGCGUGGGGUGUUUUCUUCACGGGAUUGUUUGCGAAGAAAGAGUACGUGGAGGAGAUUUACGGUGUUGGAAGGCCGUUCGGGGCUUUGAUAGGUGGCGGAGGGAGGCUGCUGGCGGCGCAGGUGAUUCAGAUAUUGGUGGUGUGCGGGUGGGUUACGGCGACCAUGGCGCCGUUGUUCUAUGGGCUUCAUAAGAUGAAACUGUUGAGAAUUUCGAGGGAUGAUGAGACUGCGGGGAUGGAUUUGACGAGGCAUGGUGGGUUUGCUUAUGCAUACCAUGAUGAUGAAGAUGGUUCAAGCAGGGGAGUAGGAUUCAUGAUGCGUAGAAUUGAGCCUGCUGCUAGUACCACUCCCUCUCCCCCCGCUGCACCACAAGUUUAAUCAAAAUGUGGUUUAUGAUUUUCAAGCGUUUUUUAGUUUGGUACCUGCACAUAGCUAUGGGCAAAGCUAGCCUAGUCAAAACCAUAUACAAGCAAGACACCAAGGAUGCAUAUAUGAAGUAUAAAAAUUAAUGCCUGGGGGUCAACAUUUAAGAAAUGUCUUCUAGAGUUACUGUACAUUUUAAAAUGUUUGUUGGCUUGGUUUAUUAUUUUCAUCUUUGAAUUCCAAGACUAGUUUGGUCGACUGUUGUCACGUUAGUUUGUAUCCUGCUCCAGAAUAACUUGCUUGUAAUUGUAUACUGAUUAGUUGAUAUAUAGUGAUAUAUUAUAUA